Molecule: messenger RNA, 6269 nt
Organism: Python bivittatus (Burmese python)
Lineage: Eukaryota; Metazoa; Chordata; Lepidosauria; Squamata; Pythonidae
Source: RefSeq, a predicted model, not a curated record
GAUGAGUUUGUGUACUGGCCAAGUCGGGAAGAAUCCAUGAACUGUGAGGCAUUUACCGUCACCCUUAUCAGCAAGGACCGUCUGUGCCUCUCUAAUGAGGAGCAGAUCAUCAUCCAUGACUUUAUCCUUGAGGCUACUCAGGAUGAUUAUGUUUUGGAAGUUCGCCACUUUCAGUGCCCCAAAUGGCCAAAUCCAGAUGCCCCAAUCAGCAGUACCUUUGAGCUUAUCAAUAUAAUCAAGGAAGAGGCCUUAACAAGAGAUGGCCCGACCAUCAUUCAUGAUGAGUAUGGAGCAGUGGCGGCUGGAACAUUAUGUGCCCUUACCACCCUGUCCCAGCAGCUGGAGAAUGAAAAUGCUGUUGAUGUUUUCCAGGUGGCAAAGAUGAUCAAUCUGAUGAGGCCUGGAGUAUUUACAGACAUUGAGCAGUACCAAUUUCUUUACAAAGCAAUGCUAAGCCUGAUCAGCACUAAGGAAAAUGGAAAUGGCCCCCUGGCAAUGGACAAAAAUGGUGUUGUUAUGGCCAAUGAAGAAUCAGAUCCUGCAGAAAGUAUGGAAUCUCUUGUCUAAAAGGAAUACUUAAAGGCACUUAAUUUGUGGAAUUUCUGAAGACUGAACUUUUUGAGGCCUUUUUUGCCAGACUCUAGGUUAUACAAUAACCCAAUUACUUUUUUACACUGAUAAAAGUUUUGAUAUUUAUUUUUGCCAUUUUACGUCUUAAUGGUAUCCUACUGAGCAUUUGCACCUCUGUUUAUUUCACACAGUGAAACACAAUUUUAUCUAGUUUGCACUAUAUGAUCAGUGUUAACUGCCUACAGAGAUAUAAUACAAAAGCAAACAAACCCUGAUGACAUUCCAUGACAACAGACACGCUACUUAUUAGUUGAAAUACCAUGAUGUUUAGUUAAUUGCUAUAAGCCUUGGCUUUACCAUUUUGGAUGCUAGGCCAGAGAAUUAUUUUUGAUUUACAUGAAAAAUGCUGUACCCUUGACAUAUUCCAAUAUUUAUUGUUUAAUUUUCAUACUGUUAUGGUUCUUUUGUAUUCCAGUAACAUGGAUGAGUGGUGUUCUUCAUUGUCUUUCACAAACUGUUGAUCGCUAGAUAAACUUUGGGAAGCUACUGAAAUUCAGUUUAACAGCUGCUCUGCAUUGUCUGGAAUUCCUCUUUUGACUUCGUAAAGUUCAGUGAAUUGCUUUCUAUGGAACACAUAAAAUUCUAUUCCCAAAAUGCAGAGCAAUUCAGAUUUGUGAUUUAAUUUCAGACUUUGGAGUUAUACUUUCAUUAAUUCCCCCAGGUGUUCUUAACAACAUUUUCAUUUCAAGAAAAUAUUUUGAUCAUAUUUCCACUAUGGACAAUUUAAUUACAGUGCAACAAUAUACAAUCAGGUCAUUUUAUUCCAAAAGUAUUUAGCAAUAUUUCCAAUUCAUACACUAUUCACAUUUACAUGUAUAGUUCCUUAAGUUUUCUGGAACAGAACCUCUGUCUUGACAGUAUGUUAUAUGAUGGAGAAAGGAAUUUCUUAAUUUCAUAGCUGUUAGAUGCCGUUUUUACAGGUGUGUAAUUUUCAUACUUUAGUGCUAAAACGUACUGAUCCAUAUUACUGGUGAAGCGAUCUAAUAAAAAAAAACUACCUAUAAGAUUACAUUCUUCCUCUUUUUUUAACAAAAUUAAUUAGUAUGUAUUUCCCAAUUGCAUUAUUUCAUUCUUAGAUACUGUACAUUGUAUUACAUUAUUCUACAGAACAAUCCUAUAUGUCUACUCAAAAGUAAAUUACACUGAAUCAAAGUAUUUAGGAUUACAACCUUAACCUGGUUCACUCCCUUGAAAAAACAAAAUCUACUCAUUAUUUUAACAUUUAAUAUUUUUGUUUCAAAUUACUUUAAAAAGUUGUGCUUUCCAAAACAUUUGUGAAGCUCAGUUAAAUAUAUGGUCUCCUUACAUUGCUUUUUUGAGACAAAUUCAUGGAGAAUAGUUAGCAAUGGCUCCUCAGCAUGAAGGCUACAUUUUAUCUCCAGUAUCAGAGGCAAUAAGCUUCUUAGUUUCAAUUACUGGGGGAAAUGACCAGGACAAUACUAUUUUUGCUCAUAUUCUGCUUCUGGAUGUGACACCAGUACUGGUGGAAUAGAUAGCCCUUUGGUCUUUAUCAGUACUGCUUUCCUAUGUUUUUACAUUGUACAAAUGAGAAAUGAAUUAGCUUCUAGUGAAAUGCUUGAGUACACUAAAAAUGAUUGCAUUUGGCUUUAAUAAAUAAGCAGAAGAUGUAGAGAAACUCAGUAGAAAUUACAGCAUUAGUUAGAAUAGUUAAAGAAAGCCUCCUAUGCACUUUUGACAGCUAUUCAAGAGAGCUCCUCAAACAUCAGAGGAGGAUAGGCAAGGUAGUCCCAUUGUACUAGUAGAAGUCUGCAGGAAAGACAUUAGUUUCCACCCAAUGGCUAUCUGGAUUAGUUCAGUAAAAGCAGCUUGCGCACUCUCUGAAUAAGGUGGUUUUAAACUUUUCCUUUUUUUCUGAAUUUAUUUUUCUAUGUUUGCAAUUCAAAUUAGUAAAAAUAAUGUGCCAGCUUAUGAAAGUAACAAGGUAUGAAGACAGUAACAAGCCAAAGUGAUGUUGCCUCAUCUAAAUGUUCCCUCUGGAGCUGUCAGUGUAGAAGUGGCUGAGCUUAUAUAAAAGGAAUCCAGGAACAGUCAAAACAAAUCUACUUGUAAUUGUUAGAAGUAGAUUAAAACUGGACUGUAAGCCAGAAAUAGGCAGUCAAAUAUUCCUCCAUUUAAGGCAAACAUUCCUAGCCUAUAGAAGGGAUCAUGGGAUCAGUUACAACUUAGCAUUUUCCUAGAUAUUUGGUUGGCAUGCAGUCGUCAUUUUCCCCAUCGUAUGAAUUCCAACUCUGAAAUGGUUUAUUAACUCAGUAAGAACAAGAUCCUUGUAUAUCCUACACCUUCAUUUCUUCCUAAAUAAAAAUUACUUUGAACAGCUCCUCUAAAACAUACUGAAAAUUCUAUAAUUUUCACGUUCUGAAACAUAUUCAUUCCAAUAUUAAUUGCAUUAAACAGCUCCAACCACUGCUACAACAAUUAUAAUAUAGGAACUACUAUGCAAUAAUUGGUCUUCUAGUUAUUGCAAUAUACAGUGGCAUAUCAACAGAUACUUGCAGAAUAAAACCACUAUUUUCUUUAAAAAUUAUUUCAAUUAUUUUCACUAGAAAUAAUAUAAUAAAUUAGAACAUUAUUUAUUCAAAAUAAAAUGCACACACCUUUAGCGGAUAUAAAUGGCCAUCACUCAUUGAGAAAAAUAGUGUUUUGCCAACUUAUAUCCAUCGAAGGCAGACUUUUUUUAGGGAUUCCUAAUGAUAAACUAAUCAGUUUUACAGACAACCACCAACAUUUUUGAAAUACUUCACAACUAAAUCUCAAGGAAUCAGAUGACCUUAAUUCUUCAAUAGAAGAAUUCAAAGUUGUUGCUAUUGUCAUACACACACACACAUAUUCCUAUUCUCUCCACAAAUCAAAUCUAAAUACUAUAUUUUUAGAAACAAAACUAUUUCUUAAAAUACAUUUUCCUUAAAUGUAUUUUAAAGAAUGGGAAGACUUAAUAAAGCAAGAAAAAUAUCCAGUAAAGUGGCAGCUACUCUAACAUUAUGGCAUGUAACUGCAAUCUCAAAAAUAAAUGACUUGUACUACUGCUUAUUUUAAAUUUGCUAGUCAAAUUAUUAAUGUGGCAUUAAAGAAAAUGCCCCAAAUUUGCUAAAUUCCAUUACGAAGCAUUCUUUGAUACUGAGGUAAAUGAGCUCCAUAACAUUAUAAGAACCAUGAACAUAUCACACUAAAAGCCAGUUGAUGGCUCCAAUCUUCUCAGUAAAGGAACUCCAUACAGUGACGUUUAGUCAGUCCACUGCAUUUCCAUAAAUUGCACUUCAGUGUAAUAACAUAUUUAGUUAUGCCAUUUGUACUGCAUCUGUUAGGACUAAGAGGCACAUGGCUUGCACCCACAUCAGGGAUUGCAGUGCAACUGCUGCCAAUGGGCAUUGCUUCAGGAAAUUACAACCAUUGAGCACAAUCACAAUUUUGAUUGCUUCACACCCAAAUUAUGUCAAGAAAUGAUUGGUUCAAGAGGUAAAAGAGGUGUUUUUGCUUUGUUUUUCCAUUUUCAGUUGAACUUUUAAUUUUGAUCUGAUUUUCAUGAAAGGGAAUAAAAAUGCUUGUGACAAGACAGCUUGACUGCACUUCAGCUGCUAUUUCCUAAGAGUAAAUUUGAAUGUGGAUCUUAAAAUUAAAUUAGACCUAUAUCUAGCUGAAGCAAGACUGUUUUCAGGAAAAAGUCAAUGCCAUUUGAACUGGGUUUUCAGUGCUGAUGUAGAAUCUAGUCCGCAGGUGUGUAACUCCAUUUAACAUGUAAUUACCUUCCAUUUAAUAUUUAUUAAUUCUCUUGAUCAUUAAGCUUAACGUUGCAGGCAAAGAGACAAAGAUAGAGGGGAAAGAAUUGCUGUUCAAGAUUAAAUGUAAGAAUGAACUCCACAAAAUAAUUUCACUGUGAUAUGAAAAACUGCACUACUGGGGUUACAUUUCUCAUUCUGUUUUGAAAAGAGGGUAACAUAACAUAAGCUCCAAAACAGAGAACUAGAGCAGUAAUAGAAGAAAAGCAGUGAGUGCCUAAUUCAAUUAGCAUAUGAGUUUUUGUUAUGCAAACAGCAGCAGGCUCAGAGCCAUGAAAGGAUAGAAAAGCUCUUCUACAAAUAUCAGAACAAACAUUCAGAUGGGAGUUUUGGGAAAGCAUUUUCUUUUUCAGAAACAUGGCAGAGUGUGUAGUAGAAACUACCUCUACCAUCUCAUCCCUCUUCAGUUCCAGACUUAUGCAUGCUUCUUCUUAGCUAUUUAUGUGACAAAAAUGUGCACAUUAAUUGCAGUCACAUAAUUCAUAAUUGGAAUCAAUGGAGCAGGUUGAUCAAGAUUUGGCUCCCAUUAAGUUCAAUUUACUUUAAGCACAACCAACAUCUCCUGGAUUGGGGUUUUAUGGCUGCUCCCAGAUAAAUGCUUAACAGUGUUUAUUCCUUCACUGUUUAUUUUACAGUUCUACUCUGCCUUGCUCUUCAAGAUAGAUCUUGUACCUGUUUAUGAAAGGAUCAUUGUAGAACUGCUAAUUGAUAUAAGCUAUUUAUAUGAACAGAUUAAUAGCCUCAUGAUUCUUAUGAGAUACUGUUAUUCAUCCUUCCUGCUAGACUCAAGUUCUAUCCAUCUAUGGAGAAAAAUGGGAUCUUUAUGAUAUCUAAAUGUUAAUUUGUAAACAUGAGUGCUUUAUUCAAAAGAAUUGGAACACUGAGCUUUACAAAAGUCAUCUGGAAUUAAGAAAACAUAGUUAUAACAUGGAUAUUCUCAAACACGUGACCUUGUGUAUUUGGAUGCUCACCCCAAGGCCAUGAGUCUAUGCCUUGAGUUCCUUACUAAUUCCAGUCUAUUGAAAUAUCUUAAGCUCAUUCCCAGUGUACAGUCUUCAUCUGAAAUAUGUGUUUUAUUUUGUAUUGUUUGAUCCAGCAGGUAAUAUUAGAAGCACUUUAUAUUAAUUCAUCAGUCAUGCAUAAUGCUUUUUUUGAAUUUUUAAAAUCAAUUCAGAAUAUAAAUGAAAACAUCCUAAGGUAUAUAUUUAUGUGUAUAUACAAGGAAGACAGAGUAUUCAAACCUGUUCUAAUUGGAGUUAUAAUGAGAAGAGAAAAAAGUGCUUCCUAGCUCCUCUAAAUUAUUUCUUUAAACUGAAGGAGACUGACUGGAAAGUACCGAACUAUCCUCUCUUUCCUUUUUCAUGACACAGCACAAUGAUUUGUUACAAAUGCCUGUUUUCUUAUAAAGUGCUAUUCUCUUUUAAAGUAGAGCUAUCCGUUUUACCAAAGAAGCAUAAUACUAAUUCCUAGCAAAAAUAAUGGUACAAUUAAAGGGGGGGGGGGACAGGAAAAUGGCAUGAUCUGACAUGCUUUCAAAAUUCAUUUUCUUCUGCUACCCAUUCCCAUUAUUGAUGCUUAUGACAGUGAAUUCUAUAUGAACUGGAAAUGUCUCUAAUGCAUUUCUUUUUUGUUACAGAUGUAAUUCUCUACUCUGGCUUGUGUAUCGUUUGAGCUAUCUCUUUUGGUUGCCAUUAUAAACAAUACCAGCUACGCCCAUCUGUGUAGGGCAGGCAUACCAACAGGGGGAGAAAGACAGACAGACCACAGGGAAAGUACUUGGCCUCAGACAUUAUAGUUUUAGCUAUUUGACUGUUUUUAGUAUUUUUGUUAGAGAUUUGAAAUGGA